AUGAAAUGGCGGCCAAGGGUUUAGCUAGGAAGUUGACGAGAGUGUCGAGAGAGAAGAGGGAUAGACUAGAAGAGAAUGAAUCCCAUCCAAACCGUCCGAGUGUAAUGCCCGGCCAAAAGAGGCUGUUGACUUCUCGACAUCCAGGAAAAAGCGUACAGUAGGCUUACCGAAGGGAGCAACGGCGCGGUAAACCACUGGAACGCGGCUUUGCGAGCUCUUCAUUGGAGGAGGGCGCGCUUCUCGCGGCAAUGUGAAGCCUCUAGAGCGCGAGACGAGAGUCUCUUGAAGAGGUGUGAGAGAUCCUGCGACCGAUGACCGCCAUUCGUUGCAUCCACUCGCUGCCUUCGCUGCAUUCGCUCCAUUCCAUUCCACCUCACCUCACUGACUCGACUCGUCUCCUGCCUUAGCUCAGCUCCCGCUACCGCGGGGACCCAAUGAGCGACGGGUUUCGCUAGCACUGCUGUACUGCCACUGCCCAGCGUGGCACUUGUCCGUUCUUGGCUGGCGCGCUUCCCUCGUUCGGCUUGCACCAAGCGUGGUGCUUACCCGUUCUUUGAGUCGACUCAAAUGGUCGUCUCCUUUCCUCCGCUUUCCAGCCUUGCCAUCGGCCUGCGCCACCAUCGAACCAUCUCGACGUGCACUGUACGAUAGAUAAUUUCCCAACCUUUCCCUCUCGUCAUACUCCAUAAACCGCAGGAGCCCUCUGUAGUCGUAGUCUCUGCUUUCCGUCUAAUUCCCCGACUAAAUCCGACCAUCCGAACAGGAAUAGAAUCAGGGCAGAUCUUUAGCGCGGCAGGCGCUGGUCUAUUAGUGGUACUAGCGUGACUCGUCGCUGCGAUCGAAAUCCGCGUCCGGAAACGGAUACGUCGAUCGCCACCUUCGGCCGCGGCUGACGUUGCUCUACUAGUCUUAGCUCCGCUUCUCACGGCGAGAAGUUCUCGCCAUUCCUUCUAAACCGCCUCGAAAAUUCCGUCUUCGCAGCCUGCGACGUUUUGAGACGCGGGGAGUUGCGUGUCGCCUCAGACGUCCCGAACCUUCUGCACGGCGCGAAUUUGAAGCCGUUCUUCAUGAGUUGCGCGGAAGAUUCCGCCUCCCCCUCCUCUUCCUCCUCCUCCUCCGUCUCCGCCAUCUCCCCUUCCGCGGAGGUUUCCUCCGCGGCAUACGCGGCGGUGCAAGUGCCAGCAGCAGUGGCGGGGGACAGCGCCGGUACCGUUCCCCGCAUAUCGGCGCACGAGCUCGCGCGACGCUUCGUCUUCACGGACCUGCUCGGGCAGGGCGAGUUCGGCCGCGUUUGGCGCUGCCUCGACCGCCAUGGCGGAGCCACCGAGCCGCUCGCGUGCAAGCAGAUCCUGACCGCUCAUCUCACCGCCGCGCAACGGCUGUCGCUGCAUCGCGAGAUCGCGGUGCUCCUACGGCUGCAGGGCCACCCGAACGUGCUGCGGCUACACGCGAUCUGCGAUGUAGACGGCUCGCUGGAGGGAAUUGGCUCGGGCCGAACCGACCCGACUGGUUCGGUUACAAAUCCCCCAGGUUCGGACUCGCUUGGUUCGGGGUGUGACGGUGCUUCUGUCACGAAGCGCGAGCCUGCUGAGCCGGGUGUGUAUCUGAUAACGGAGCUGUGUGCGGGCGGCGACCUGUUUGACCUGGUUGACCGGUUUGACUGCGGCGUUGACGAGCGCACCGCGGCGGGCAUUUUCGUGCAGAUCGCGCGCGCCGUGGAGUGGUGCCAUUUGCACGAUAUAGUCCACCGCGAUAUAAAGCCCGAGAAUGUGCUAAUAACGGGAGGCGCGCCGCCGUCGUCGCCGGCGUCGAGGGGAGCCACUAGCAGACGGAGCAUUUUCGCUAAGAGCGGCGGGAAGUGCGGGCAGUCCCCCUCGUACUCGUCGUGCUCCCCCAUCAGUAUCCCCGCCUCAGCUUUCUGCCCGUCCUGCCCGUCUUUCUGCCCGUCCCCUCCUGCCCAAUGUCGCCUGCGAAGCAACGAUCCCCUGAGUCAACCCACGCCCUCUCUCACCGCCUCUGCCUCCAAUCCCACCUCCAUCCCCGCCUCCUCCUCUUGUUCAUCCUCGUUACAAGACUUUCCGCUUCUCUCCCCUUCCUCCUCCUCCUCCGCCUCCUCGCACUCCUGCCGCUCUUCCUCCCGCUCCUGCUCCUCCUCUCCCUUCCACGCCUCUGCCUCCUCUUCACCCCUUCGCCCCGCCCUCAGUCCACCUCAUUCCAACAGCAACACCGUCCCGUCGCUGCACUCCGACUCGCCGUGGGACUCCGCGUCGCCGCCGCGCGCAGCCGUGUUCCCGUCCAGUCAGAGCGUGCCGUCCUUCGAUGCCGCGUCGCGUGCGGGCCAUUCCAGGCCCAUCCCGCGGCCCAAGCUCCUGAUUCCGCGCGCUUACUCUGCUGCGGAAAGAUCCAACGAGCACGACGCGGACGAAUCCGCGGAGGCGUGUUAUCCGAGCCUGUUUGGUGGGCCUGCCGAGCCUGAGGUUCGGCUGGCGGAUUUUGGCAUGGAGUGUGAGGUCCCUCCAGGUUCGGCGAUCGUGGGCCUGGCUGGGAGCGAACCGUACGAGGCACCUGAAAUGGUGGAGAUGAAACCGUACGACCACCAGGCUGACGUUUGGUCCCUGGGGGUUCUCCUGCACACCCUCCUCUCUGCCACGUGGCCGGAAUUUCCAGAUGGGAAGCGUGAGCUGGUUGCUGAGGAUUUGAUGGUGCCGCCGUGGCCAUCGGUCUCGGAAGACGCGAAGGAUCUGAUCCGUCAGAUGCUGGUGGUUGAUCCGAGUGAACGGCUGGAUAUUCACUGUGUGCUGCAGCACCCGUGGGUGGUGAAAGGGAUGCGGAGGAGGCAGAGAGGGUGGCAGCAGAGGGCCAAUCAGGAGGCUGCAGAAUCUUUUGAGCUGCAGCAGCAAGAGCAGCUGAAGGAACAGCAGCAGCCGCAGCAGCAGCACAAGUCGCACCAAGAGCAGACGCAGCUGCAGCUACAACAGCUAGAGGCUGCAAAGUCCACUGACAUUGCUCCGCUGUAUGCUGCUGUCCCUCCAUUGCCACUCCCAACUACCGAGGUGGCGAGGAAGCGGCGCAGCAGGCGAACGAGCGCACCGCUGGCUCUUAGCAGAGCUGACUCAUGCGGCCGCAUCCCUGCUGAUUGUCGCGUAGCAGAAGCUGUGCAGCAGCUGCAGCAGGAGAUGAGACUGCGGCAACAGGAGCAGCAGCAGAAUGGCAUAUCCAGCAGCACUUGAAGCAACCGAGGGAGGCACGUGGCUUGCCCCCCUUGUCGCCCAUAACCGAUCCUGCUCCGAAACAGCAGUCACUUUCCAGACGCCCACCACUACCACUGCAGCUGCCACGGCAACCACUGCUUGUUGUGCAGCCAUAACCAUUGGCGGGUGGGCUGGUCUGUACUGUGAAUGUACCAUUGUCACUGAACUUGAUGGAAGGAUCUGCCUCCUCACAUUCGGUGAGAAAUACCAUAUGCAUACAACAACCCAAUUGUUGGAAAUACAAAUGCAUGGGUUUAUGAAGUACUGUUAUGGGUUGUAGUGAUGUGAGAAUGCUAGAAUGGGGUACGAAGGGCCAAGUCUAUGCAUAAGUGGUUCUAGAAUUAUUGAGGUUAGCUUGACUCCAUUAUUGCCCCUCCAUUAUUGUUUUGGCAUUAUGGGUAUAGGGGGUCAAGCACUUUGGAGUGCAUUAUGCUUCUCUUUGCGAGGCUAAAGGGGCUCUUGGAGGAGUCUAGAGAGUACCAUAAAAGCCUGGAUAUAAGACCCCUAUGUCUGAUCAUAUACUGGGGUGAAAAAAUGGAAAGUUGCUUAUAAACGGAACAAAAUGAA
Molecule: messenger RNA, 3818 nt
Organism: Closterium sp. NIES-67
Lineage: Eukaryota; Viridiplantae; Streptophyta; Zygnematophyceae; Desmidiales; Closteriaceae
Source: the annotation of a GenBank genome assembly